Messenger RNA from Aspergillus calidoustus, 1557 nucleotides. The record is from the annotation of a GenBank genome assembly. Lineage: Eukaryota; Fungi; Ascomycota; Eurotiomycetes; Eurotiales; Aspergillaceae.
AUGUCUGAUAUCUUUGAUGCGCCACCCCCUCGACGGUCGCUCACCCUUCCCACAAAGCUGAACCGAGUCGCUCAACGCAGCUCCGACUCUAAACAGUCCGAGAACGAUCUCUUUUAUCAUCCAUCUGCGAAAGUCGUGCACUUUGCCCCUCGAUCUAUCGCGCCCAUACCCUCGAGCACUACUCCUUCCGACUUCGACUACCCCGUUGAUACCAUUGAGACGUUGCCAUGGCGGUCCCCCACAGAACGAACGGUCGCUUUUGCCCCGCUGAGGCUGGAGAAGAUUCACGGACUGACGGUGUUCUUGAAAUGCGGAAGUGUUGUUCAUGCGAUUCUCAAAAACUCUCAGUGUUGGUGUGUUGACGGGGAAUCCACCUUUGUCCUUCGUAUCCGGCCCCUCACAUAUUAUCGGAUCGAACUGCCAAAUGAAACAGAGCGGGACAAGGAGCUUGUCAUGCAGAUGAAAGAGGCUUUGCCAAAAGUUCUCCGCUAUGAAGUCACUCCGUGCCCUUUCAAGCGUGGUUUCACAGUUGAGAUCCCAGAGGAAGCAAAGAUUCCCCGGCGGAAGAAGGCGUGGCGGCCGAAAGGGCGAAGGGAGAGUGCUCCCAUACAACCAACAUAUUCCCGAGAGUUCCUCGUUCCAGAUGGUAUUGCAACGCCGGAUUCGCUAAGCGCAGGCGAGGAGACGGACGGAACUGCCACUGAUGAUAGCGCUAUUACUCCAAGAGGCAGCAACAGCGUGAUAUUAGAGACGAUUCCAGACGAUCAGGAACAGUUGCCGGAGCCCAUUAGCAUCUCCGGGGCCCUCGAACUGCCGAAGCGUUCCGUGAACGAGGCCCAACUGAGCUUUCAGACCUUGCUGGCGAGGUUUGAAGACACAGCGGAGCCUCACGAUCGCCCGGAGUUAUCUCUAUCCUCAAGUGUCGACUCAUUUCACUCGCUCGACUUUACACCAGAAUCUUGGCUAACGCCCCCGUCGCCUACGUCACCAGGCGAUACACAUUCACUGCACGAGACUUGUGAAAUGCAGGGGUCGUCGAAAGGAGAGAGAGUUUAUCAGACCACCUUGAGACCACCGUUGUGCUCAGAACGGAGCACAGACCGAUUGUCCGAAUCUAUGGAUUCAACUCAAAGAUCAUCUCCCGAACAAGAGUUUGCACUACCCCGGACCCCUGGAUCCUUCUAUAGCGCAAAGUCUACCGAUUCAAACCUGAGCAUUGAAUUUCGGCGUCGCUCAAAGGCGUCUCGGGAACGGGAAAUUUCCCCCAUGCCUCCGGCAUCUACAUUAAUCCUUGCCAACUCAGAGAAACAAGACGCGGCGUCUCUCAUCCAGAAGACCUGCACCCUGGUUCUCGUUCCUCCUAUCCAGCUUCUUAUCGUUCUGAUUCACAUCGCAGCACGGAUCGUUAUCGGCCCAGGGCUCGGUUCCUCCGCUGGUAUCACGCAGCGCAAAAUCGAACGCCAGCUCUCCGAGGCCCAUGAAGGUGUCGACGAUUACGAUCUUCCCCUUGCGCCGGAGGCUUCAAGGACACCGUCUUUCUCCGACCUGACAACUUAA